This is a messenger RNA of Porites evermanni, 1957 nucleotides long. NCBI's taxonomy places the organism in Eukaryota, Metazoa, Cnidaria, Anthozoa, Scleractinia, Poritidae. The record is from the annotation of a GenBank genome assembly.
AUGUACAACUUCAUCACCACUUUGCCUCACAAAUUGCUCAUUGACUCGCUCCAUCGUCUUGGGUUCUGCUGUUCUUACCAGGAAGUUCAAACGUUUGGAAAAAAUGCAGCUGUGACUCAAGGAACUGGCAUACCUAAUCACACUUCUGAAUUUGCUCGAUACGUGGCAGACAAUGUUGAUCAUAAUGUAAGAACAUUGGACGGAAAUGACACAUUUCACGGGAUGGGGUUAAUAGCUACUGUUACCCCUGGUGCAAAACAAACGCAAGUUAUUUUAAGAAGAAAGGUUAAUCCAACAGAGGUAUUAGCAUGUGGACAAAUUCAAAUUCAGUACCAAAGGUUAGAAGGCAAUGCUGAAGUUAAAAUCAGAUACCGAGACGUCUGUAUUAGGAAAGCCACUGAUCCAACAACUAAUCUAGACGUACUUUGGAAAACAUCGCUCCUAUUUGGUGUAUCAAGACCGGCCUUGUCUGGCAUUUUCUUUGUGGGCGCCGUAUUCAUAUUCAUAGACUUCCAGAAGGCGUUUGAUUGCUUUUCACACUCAAUUCUUCUCCACAAGCUAGAGCACAACUUUGGAAUCACGGGAAAAAUACUGGCAUGGCUAAGAGAUUAUCUAUCUGAUCGGGAGCAGUAUACUGUAAUUAAUGGCGUACCCUCUGAGAAUACCAAAGUUGCACACGGUAUACCACAGGGCUCCGUACUCGGGUCCAUACUCUUCGCCUUGUACACAAGCGAUCUACCGAAAGCAGUUAACACUGCAACGACGUUCCUGUAUGCAGAUGAUACUACCAUGUACUGUGUUGGUGAAUCCGUAGACCAGGUCACAACAACGCUGAACAAAGCUCUAGAAGAACUCGCCCUCUGGUGCAAACAUAACUCCCUGGUAUCACACCCCAAAAAGUGCGAGGGAAUGAUCCUUAAACGAAAUCAUUUUAUCGGUCCCUUAGGCAGUUUAAAAAUUAACCAGCAUCUCAUAGAAUGGUCCUCAAGUUCUAAGCUGUUAGGUGUAACCAUUCACAACAAGCUUACGUGGACAAAACACAUAUCAGAGCUCAAGAGAGGGUUCGUUAAAAAGCUCAAUCUAAUCAAACGCAGCCGCUUUUUACCCAGGAAUUCGCUUUUAGAUCUGUAUUUUAAAGUCAUUUUACCCUCGGUUACAUAUGCGUUACCAAUUUGGGGGUGUUGUACAAAUAAAAAUGAAUUUAAUUCUUUGGAAUCCAUACAUUGUAGGGCUGCUAGAGUUAUAUAUAACCUCCCGCGCGACAUGCCCUCUGAGGAUGUAAGACAAACAGCUAACUGGGACUCUUUAUUCGACACUUAUAAGGUCAAAAUAGCCACCUUAAUUUUUAAUAUAUACAACCGCAGAACUUCAUCAUGCUUGGAACAUAUAAUCCAAAGGAAAGAGUCUAAGUAUGACCUCCGUCAUCAACAUCGUGUUAGCGUACAACGUUUUGAAACUUAUUGUAUGAAAAACUCUAUUUCUUACUGAGGAUCCAUUGUUUGGAAUCUUUUAGCUACCAUCCGCUAUCAGCGCCAGGGAAUAUACCAAAAGGGCAAAAAAGUCUCACGCCCUCAGAAACUUGAACUUUAAUGAAGAGUCACCUCAAAUGGGUCGUCCCCAAAUUGACAGUGAUUUCGUCUUUUAUUAACUCUAUUCAUAUCUUUUAUUGUACAUAUUUCACCUUUUAUUGACUACAUUCAAUUUUAAUAAUUUUUAUUAUUUUAUUUUAUUGACAUUUUUGACACGGCCCCAUAAGCUAUAUUAGCUUUAAACCCCACCAUGUUUAAAUAAAAGAUGUUGUUUUUGUUGUUGUCUAGGCAAUCAUCCUGGUCAAUCAUCUGCAGUCUUUCUUUCAAUGAUAAACAUGAGCUCAAGUAACACUACAUGCAUCUUCUCCACACUGAAGUUUAUUUCAGAACACGCUCGACAUCAUAAAGUGCUCUGUAUGCAGAUUUAA